Messenger RNA from Durusdinium trenchii, 1281 nucleotides. The record is from the annotation of a GenBank genome assembly. Lineage: Eukaryota; Dinophyceae; Suessiales; Symbiodiniaceae.
AUGUUGCAGACCAUGGCAUCAGUCGCUCGUCAGUUGCAACAGAUGCACGUUGAAGACUUGCUGCUCAACCCAGAUCAAGCCCUGGCAGCCCGGAUCAUUCAAAAUCAAUACGCCCACGCAUUUCUGCAACGCAUGGUCUCGAUUGGUACGGUGCAUGGGCGAGUGGCUUCCUUCCGCUACAUGUUGGGUGACCAGUUGAAAUCCCUUGAGAUGCAGGAAGCUGUGGAGGAAGCAGAAACUGCGAUCGAGGGGGUGCAAGAUCAUAUUCUCCAAGUGGUGAGUUCAUCGAGAGAGCUCAACGAGCUCUUUGAUGAUCUUCGCAAGAUUCAAAAACAAAUUUCAGAAGAGGCCAAGGAGAAGUCCGGGAGAUGGCGGGAUGCCAAGGUGGAGGCAGCAGGUCGGGAUUUUGUGAUGGAAGUGGAAGGCAUCGUGAACAGAGCGCUUGAGAUCCUGCAGGACUUCGAUAUGCCAAAGGCUGACGCCAUGAAGCUCUUCAAAACAGCCGAGAAAUCCUUCAAGGAGGUGGUGGGGAAGAGUCGUUCAGAUGUGAAACCUCCAAAUGAAGAGGAACGGGCUGCAGAUGUGAAGCUCUUCUUGAAGGCGGAUCUGAAGGAGCGUGAGAACAAGAAGGAACGGCUUGAAGAUGCGAUCUCAACGAAGAAAGAGGCGCUCGAAGUGAUUGAGGAGAACUUGAAGACUUAUGGCUGGCAGAGGAGGUUUCCGUUGUUGAACAAACGAGUGCAACAGCUGGAGACAGAGAAGGCAGAGGUUAGCAAGUUGCUUGAAGACUUGCAGGCGCAGCUCACAAAGUGGCAGCUGGAAUUCGAUGCUUUUAUCGAGGUGAGCAAGGUUUGGCAGGAUGCAGGAGAAGGCCUGAAACAGUUUGGCAGUGUUUCGCCACAACAGGCAUUGAUUUUGAAGUGGAUGGCUGGACACAUUCAAAAUGAUUUGAAGCUGGCCAGAGGCAUGGGGCAUUAUGCGGACGAUGGUUUCGCCCGUUUGCAGAGACAGACGCAGAGCUUGUUGCAGGAGAUGCGAGCAGCAAAGACGUUGAAGGACUUUGAUAAAGGCUUAGGCCGGUUCCUUUCGGAUUUCCAGGCAGAUGAAGAUUUUUCGGCCAAGACCAAUGCCUUUUCGGUGGUGCUGAACCUUCAUCGAUUGCUCAACCCGGGUAAGGUGAACAAUAUGGUCAACUAUGGGCUAUCUCAAAAUCUUGUGGCUUUCCAGUUGUUUGAGCCGAAGGAUCCUCACAACUCUCAGAAGAGGAUUGAGGAGAAGUGA